UCUGUACGUGCUGGUCAACAUAUAUUUGUCUCAUGGUAUCUCGUUAUCUGGAGUGGUGACGCAUCUGUUACUUGCCUUAUACAUGUACUAGAAAUCGAUUUCUGAUAUUCUGCGAUUCUAGAGGGCGCUUUAGCAUCCAAAACAAGACCAAAAUAUCGAUAUUCUAGUGAAAGCAGUGCAUAUUCUAAAUAUUAAAGAACAUUGCGUAGGAGAGGGACAGAGGAAUUGUUACUAUAGAAACACUGGGACCAAUGGCCACUAUGGCCGUAAUCAAAAUAAUGUUGUGUGGGACACUCUUAAUAGCUGUCAGUGGUGCUCCCCAGAGAAGGGACACCUCCAAACUCCCCCUCAAAAUGCCACAAGUAGCACCUAAAGUGAAAGACACGUACCUUUGUCACGCAAUGAAAACAAGCCAACCCAAUCCCACAUAUAUUGUUGGAUUUCAACCAGAUGCCAAUAAAGACAUAGCCCACCACAUUCUAAUCUACGGCUGUGGUACUCCAGGGAGUAGAGAAAGCGUCUGGAAUUGUGGAGAAAUGGCCCACACCACUUCAGAAUAUGCCUCAGGUGGGGUGUGUGGGAGCGGAUCGCAGAUCAUUUAUGCUUGGGCAAUGGACGCACCAAGUCUUACAUUACCAAAAGAUGUAGGAUUUAAAGUAGGAGGGGACUCCGACAUCAAAUAUCUGGUUCUACAAGUCCACUACAAGAAUGUGGAUAACUUCCUGCCACCAAAAAAUGGCAAGGACAGUUCUGGUGUCACUCUCCGUACCACGACGAGUCCAAUGCCCCGGUCAGCAGGUGUCUAUCUGUUGGGAACUGGCGGAAGUAUUCCUCCAAAGUCUGUUGAGUAUAUGGAAACUGCCUGUGAAAUAUCUGAGAACAUCGUUAUGCACCCAUUCGCCUUCAGGACGCAUGCACAUACACAUGGUGAAGUGACUGCUGGCUACCGCAUCCGAGACGGAAAAUGGACAGAAAUCGGUAGAAUGAGCCCCCAUAAACCACAGAUGUUUUACAAUGUGACCACGCCUAAUAUAGAAGUACGCAAAGGAGACAUUCUGGCCGCUAGGUGUACAAUGAAAAACGAUGAAUCGAGAACUAUCCAGAUAGGAGCAACCCAGAACGAUGAGAUGUGUAAUUUCUAUAUCAUGUAUUUUGUGGAUGGAACCAAGACAGCCAGAGACCACAAUUGUUUCUCUCCCGGUCCACCAUACUACUACUGGGAUAACUCGCCACUGGAGCACAAACUGAAUCUCAAGGAUGCCCCUCAGUCCGCCAGCAUCAUUCCCAACAAAAAUGUGUUCCUCAAAAUCUCAUCUCCUGCACAUCCGGGGAUCUCCGCGAAGGAUGUGACGUUGGAACAGAAUCUACAGGAUAAACGCCUGGCGCACCUGCUUGACUACCUCAACAAUGCAUAUGGCGAUCCUGACUACUAUCCCCAGUUCUGAAAUGUUCUAAAAUGGAGUCUGGUUAUUGUGUUCAGUAAUGGUUUUCAUUGAUAAGUCAAUUCACCAAAUGUUAUGAAAAUUUCACUGUCUCUAAAUUCGUUAUAUUUAUACUAAAAAUGCAUGUACUGAGGUAUUUUGUAAUAGCAGCAUAAUUUAUCAAAGAGAAAAAGUUUACAAAUGUUGAAUAAAUUUAAAGUUACGCACUUUGUUGAAUAAAUGUUUGUUUAUGUUUAUGUUUAGUAACGUUAGGAAGUAUU
Saccostrea echinata is the source of this 1702-nucleotide messenger RNA. Its product is annotated as peptidylglycine alpha-hydroxylating monooxygenase-like. Lineage: Eukaryota; Metazoa; Mollusca; Bivalvia; Ostreida; Ostreidae. Gene Ontology annotation, biological process: peptide metabolic process. The transcript has 13 exons. The coding region runs from base 252 to 1445 and encodes 397 amino acids. Gene Ontology annotation, cellular component: extracellular region; membrane. Gene Ontology annotation, molecular function: copper ion binding; oxidoreductase activity, acting on paired donors, with incorporation or reduction of molecular oxygen, reduced ascorbate as one donor, and incorporation of one atom of oxygen. The record is from RefSeq and is a predicted model, not a curated record.